Messenger RNA from Prosopis cineraria, 3162 nucleotides. RefSeq names its product serine/threonine-protein kinase EDR1-like. Gene Ontology annotation, molecular function: protein kinase activity; ATP binding. NCBI's taxonomy places the organism in Eukaryota, Viridiplantae, Streptophyta, Magnoliopsida, Fabales, Fabaceae. Gene Ontology annotation, biological process: protein phosphorylation. The record is from RefSeq and is a predicted model, not a curated record.
AUGGAAACAUCAAAUCAAAAUCAUUUUUUCUCGAAAACCCAGGGCAUAAUUCUUGGCCUAACAACAGGCCGCACUCAAUCAUCAAACUAUGAGGUCAACCCAAAGGCAGAGGCUGAGGAUGAAAUGAGAGUGUCGCAGGUCAAGUCACAUUACGGGGGGACGAAGAGGGGAUUCACCCAAUUCAGAGAAAAAGUGAAUUUGUGCUUCUUCAUGAUCCAUGCCCAGAAUGAAGCAUCUACUCAGAAAGCUUCACAUCGAUGUCCCCCUGGCGUUGGUGGCGACAAGGGUGUGGAUUUCAGUCUCUUGGAGGAGGAGUUUCAGAUGCAGUUGGCUUUGGCAAUUAGUGCUUCUGAUACUGACGUCCGCAAGGACCCCGAUUCUGCUCAGAUCGAUGCUGCCAAGCAGAUGAGCCUCGGAUGUCAAACUUCUGUUACUGACACGGAAGCCCUCGUCCAGUUUCAAUCUCUUCGUUAUUGGAACUACAAUCUCAUUGACUACGAAGAGAAACUGAGGGAUGGGUUUUAUGAUGUUUAUGGAAUCACCUCAAAUUUAGUUGAACGAGGAAGGAUGCCAUUGUUGGUUGAUCUGCAAACUACAUCCAUCUCAGAAAAUCUUAAUUAUGAAGUGAUUUUGGUGAACCGCACGGUUGAUAUUGAGCUGAAGCAGCUUGAGAAAAGAGCCUAUAAAUUAUCCAAGAGCUCCCUCAUUUCUGACCAAGGACUAAUCUUAAGUGGCCUACUUCAGAAACUUGCUGACAUUGUUGUUAAUAGAAUGGGUGGGCCGGUUGGUGAUGCUGAUGAAAUUUUGAAAAGGUGGACCAUGAGGAGCCGCGAGUUAAGAAAUUCCUUAAGAACCAUUAUUCUUCCCAUUGGCUGUCUUGAUGUUGGACUUUCACGUCACCGAGCCCUACUUUUCAAGGUACUUGCAGAUAGAAUUAAUGUUCCGUGUAUGCUGGUCAAAGGGAGUUAUUACACCGGAACUGAUGACGGAGCUGUGAAUUUGGUUAAAGCUAAUGAUGGAAGCGAAUUCAUUAUUGAUCUGAUGGGUGCUCCUGGGGCUCUUAUUCCUGCUGAAGUACCCAGCAGUCAGCUCCAAAACUACAGUUUUCCUGUAAGGGGCUGUGCAGAUAUUGUGGGUACCAAAAACACACAUUUGAUGUUAGAUGAUGGAAGUAGAAUGCUGGCAGUUUCAUCUGAUCUUGGAAGAUGUUCAACAGUGGGCAACACUUGGCCAGAAGAAUUAAUAAAUGUUGGCUGUAAAAAAGUACCAGUUGAAAGGAUUUCUGUUGGAAUAAAUCAAACAGACAGGUUUGAACAUGAAUUUGGGAAUCAUCUUCAGUCUCUACAUAUAUCAGGUGAAAGCUCUUCACACACAAAAGCAUCAUCCGCAGAAGAAAAACAAGUGAAAGAUGUAUCAAAAGGCCCAUAUUUUGCUAAAACAUUAUAUACUGUUCAAUCAGAAAGUUGUGAACUCCCUCCAUCUGAGCCCUCUUCACAUGCAAAUACACAAAACACAGCUCAAGAUAAGGUAUUUGAAGAUUUUCUUCAGGUUAGUGAAAAAAUUGUCGAAAAUUCUGUUCAAGCUGACAGAGUUAAGUUGUUAUCAAGCUAUGAAAAGUCUGCCGAAUCCCCUCAAGGGGCAUGCUCUUCUGGUGAUAAUACAAGGAAGGUGGCUGUUACUUUUUGUAACGGAAUUGAAGAAUUGGAGCACAAAGAGGCAUUAAAUAUGGAUAGUGCUCCAUCCAAGCCUCAUCAGAAGCAUGAAGAGCAAUUUCUUGAGUCGUCCUUGCCCAAAGCAGCUGUGUCUUGCAAGAGACAAAGUGGGGUUAGCUUUGUUUAUGAUGACAAUGAUGAAAAUCUUCUUAAUAACAAGGUUGGAGGGGCUUGCAAUGACACUGAAUCGGAUAAGGAUUCUACUGUUCAAUUAAAUGAAACAGCUAAUGGAGAUCAAACUAAAUAUGAUGAUGAAAGUGAGAAAGUUAAUGCAGUUCUAGGGGAAGGCACGGAAUGGGAGAUUCAAUGGGAGGAUCUUCAAAUUGGUGAGCGAAUUGGUAUUGGUUCUUAUGGUGAGGUCUAUCAUGCGGACUUGAAAGGCACUGAAGUUGCUGUGAAGAAGUUUCUAGACCAAGAUUUCUCUGGUGAUGCAUUGGUUCAGUUUAAAUCUGAAGUUGAGAUAAUGUUGAGGCUGCGGCAUCCUAAUGUUGUGCUCUUCAUGGGAGCAAUUACUCGUACCCCACAUUUCUCUAUCUUGACAGAGUUUCUUCCUAGAGGAAGUUUAUAUAGGCUAUUACAUCGACCCAAUUUUCGACUUGAAGAGAAGAGGCGGUUACGUAUGGCUUUUGAUGUGGCCAAGGGAAUGAAUUACUUGCAUACGAGCCAUCCUCCCAUUGUCCAUCGAGAUUUAAAGUCUCCGAAUCUUCUUGUUGACAAACAUUGGGCUGUUAAGGUCUGUGAUUUUGGCUUGUCAAGCAUUAAGCACCAUACCUUUUUGUCUUCAAAGUCUACUGCUGGAACGCCUGAGUGGAUGGCUCCAGAAGUCUUAAGAAAUGAGCCAGCCAAUGAGAAGUGUGAUAUAUAUAGUUUUGGUGUGAUUUUGUGGGAGUUGGCUACCACAAGGAUCCCAUGGAAGGGGUUGAACCCAAUGCAGGUUGUGGGAGCUGUUGGGUUUCAAAAUAGACGGCUUGAAAUUCCAGAAGAUGUUGAUCCAGUAGUAGCACAAAUUGUAUGUGAUUGUUGGCAAACGGAGCCACACUUGCGACCAUCAUUUUCACAGAUCAUGUCUCGUCUCCGCCACCUUCGGCGUCUAGUUUGUUAGAACAACCAAUCCAACUGACAAAUUAAAUGAAGUUGUCCAUAGUAGAGAGCAAUUGAGAUGUAGUUGUUGCUUGGUUCGAAGAGCCAGGGCAGCUGAGGUCUUUUACUUUUGUGCUUUCAAAUGAAGACUAGAAAAGCGGAGCAAGAGCCAACAUCGAGAGCGGCUAAAGAAUUUACCUAUUGACAGAUACGGGGAGAUUACUGAAUUGGGAAGUGCAAGGCUCAUUCAAAGCGAUGGGCGCAAGCAACCAUGAGAAUAGAGUAAAAACCCUUUCGAGUACCUGCAUGAGUCCGGUGGAGGUUUGGUUUUAUACAGCUCAACAUCCACGAACUGUAAUUUUUUUUUUUU